AUGGAUGAUUCAUUCGGACAUACCAAGUUCAGAGGUAAACAAGAAGAGAUAGUGGAGUUGGCUAUGCAAGGCACGUCGCCUCAACGGAUCUAUACGUCAGAAGAACUGAAGAUGCCCACAGGGACUGACGUCCUGGUUAUUGCACCAACCGGGAUGGGCAAAGCAAGUCACGAAACCGUGAGUGUAAUGGUGACAGUCGCACGCCGGCGUUCUGACAGCAAUGUAGAGAUCUCGAAGCUUCGAUUUUUGGCCAUCGCCGUCGCGUCUCUGACAUCCGAGACGUCAUUCAAGGAGAAGACUGCGAUCAUUACGGACUUCCGCUCUGAGGACCCGAGCAUUCGGCUUCUCUAUGUCAGCCCUGAGAAAUUCUGCACGACGGAAAUCAGUUCGAUCAUGGCCGACCUGCAUCGUCGCAAGCUGCUGAAUAGGCUGGUUGUGGACGAGGCCCACUGUAUUUCGGAAUGGGGCCAUGACUUCCGUGAAGAGUAUAGGAGACUUGGGUCAUUCAGAGACAAGUUCGUCGACAUACCAAUAAUGGCUCUUACGGCAACGGCGACUCCAACUGUACGACAAGACAUCAUCACCAGCCUCCGGCUCUCAAGCGACCGUCUCCAUAUGGUCCUGCACCCGUUCAAUCGAGAAAACCUUUUCUACGAGGUCCGAUACAUGUCGUCUCCGAACCCCAAUGCGCACAUGACAGACGUCUACGAGUACAUUGACACACUCCACAGACGUCGUGGUCGCCCUUCGUCUGGUAUUGUGUACUGCCGCACGCGGGCGGUUUGCGAUGAGCUUGCCAACUACUUGCGAGGAAAGGGCAUCCAGGCGAAAGCGUACCACCGAGGUUUGACUAACUCUGUCCUUGACAAGACGUUGCGAGAAUGGGGACAGGGCAGCAGCGAAGCACCUUGCAGUGCUGAUGUGGUAUGUGCCACCAUCGCUUUUGGGAUGGGUAUCGACAAGCCAGAUGUACGCUAUGUCAUACAUUUCGACCUUCCGAAAAGCUUCGAGGGCUACUAUCAAGAAACCGGAAGGGCAGGGAGGGACGGCCUGCCAGCGAAAUGUGUUCUCUUCUAUUCACGAGAAGAUGCAUCAAGAGUGAAGCACUUCGUCUCAGACUCGCACUCGAAACGCGUCGUCCGCGCAGAAGAGCGCAACGGCCCAGAGCCCAGCCAACGUGCCGCGGACAGCCUCACGUCCCUGCUCAAGUUCGCAGAGAACACGACGACCUGCCGCCACAUCCUCGUCUGCCGCUACUUCGGCGAGCACAUCGACGCGAGCGACCCCGCCGCCGCCGCCGCCUACUGCGCGAACAUGUGCGACGUCUGCAAGUACCCGGCCAAGGUCUGCCAGCGCCGGCAGCGGCUGACCGCGCAGGAGGACCCCGUCUCGCGCGCGAACUCGCUCGCCUCCGUUGCCGCCGCCCCGCGCCCCGCCGGUGCGAGCGCCGAAGGGCCGUCGAGAGCCUCUGCGACGGCAAGUUCGAACGCGAACUCGACGAGAACCGCGGCGCCGGGGGAGCGCAGGGCGUCGACGGGAGUGAAGCGCGGUGAGGGCGGGGACGACGGAGAGGAUGUGGGCCCGCGGCCUGGGCCUCGCCGCUGCGCGCGCGUCGUCCGGGAGCAGGGCCUGAAGCGGUCUCUCGGGAAGGCGUUCAAGACUCCGUGGGCGGCGGGCAGCGCGCACCGCGGGACGGACGUCUCGGCGCUGAUGGGCGCGCCGCGCGGGCUGCAGAAGACGGGGAGCGUCGGGUCCGCCGGCUCGAGCUCGUCGCGGGCCGUCGACGUCGACGUCGCAGACGGGGACGCGGCGCUCCCGGCACAGUCGCACGACCGCGAACCCGCCCCUCGACCGCCGUCCCCGACGCAAAUACAGGUGCCCCCCACAGAUAUCGAGCUCGACGCCCCGUACUCGACCAAGAUCCCCCUCGCGGUCCGCGAGGCCCAAUUCGCCGCCCUCCACCGCGCGCUGCACAAAGCGCUCCCGACGGGCGCGCGGGGCUACGCCGCCUGGGCGCGCGUCGGCGACCUCGCCGCCUCGGCCUCGACGGACGUCAAGAACAAAGCGCUCGCCCGCGCCGCGCGCGACCUCGAGUUCGACGUGCACCAGCACGUGCGCUCCGCGGGCGGCUACCGCGACCGCGGCGCGGCCAAGGCGCGCGCCGUCGCCGCGCUCGCUCGGGCGGACGGCGCCGCGUGGGCCGCCGCGGGCGCGUUGGCACUGGGCGGAGACGGCGGGGACGAGGACGUCGAGGAGGGGCGCGAGGUCGCGGAGGUCGUUCGGCGGGCGUAUGCGGCGGCGUGCAGGACUGGCAGAGGCUGA
Molecule: messenger RNA, 2322 nt
Organism: Epithele typhae
Lineage: Eukaryota; Fungi; Basidiomycota; Agaricomycetes; Polyporales; Epitheliaceae
Product: ATP-dependent DNA helicase
Exons: 23
Coding region: 1-2322 (773 amino acids)
Biological process (GO): double-strand break repair via homologous recombination
Cellular component (GO): cytoplasm; chromosome
Molecular function (GO): four-way junction helicase activity; ATP binding; nucleic acid binding
Source: RefSeq, a predicted model, not a curated record